This is a messenger RNA of Durusdinium trenchii, 1031 nucleotides long. The record is from the annotation of a GenBank genome assembly. Lineage: Eukaryota; Dinophyceae; Suessiales; Symbiodiniaceae.
CUGAGACUGACCAGACGACCAGACGUAGCUUCCGCAGUCCAAGCGCCCGCGAAGAUGGAGGCCUCGGCCUUCAUCACUUUGAGGAGCCCUUCCGGGCCGACGCUCGCGAUUGAGGCCCGAGGAGUUGGUUUGGACACCAAGAGAUGGACUGCAGCCCACAGCAAGCUCGGCGCUGCAAGCUGCUCAGGCACCGGAACCGCCGUGACGGCCCUCGCCGUGUGUCGCCUCCGAGCGCGGGGUGUCCAGGCUGCGCGGCGCUCGCGGCAAUCCCGGCUGAGCUGCCGAGCGCAGGAGGAGUCUGCUGAAGAGCAGCUGGCUGCCCUGGAGGCCGAACUGGAGGCAUUGGAAGAUGAGAUGGAGGAGGACCGAGUGAGGCAAGCCGAUUUGGAGGAAGCUGAGACCAAGAGCAAGAUCGAGCAACGCUUCAAAGACGCGGCGCCUGGCUUAGACUCGCAGGUCGUGGCUGGAAGGGGCGCCGAUGCCGUGGGAGUCACGGCCACGGUGGCCGUUUGUGGCCGUUCGCAUGACAGCAGUGUGGCCCAGCGUGUGAUGAAGCUCUUGGCGGCCGCUGAUUCACCGCCCAUUUUCUUGGAUUCGCAGGAGGUGACCAGGAGCGUGGGAAUUUGGCCCCAGCACCGGGCAUCAACGCAUCGCAAGCCUUCCAUGAGGCGCACUACACCGCGAACGUGUGCAGGUUCAAGGGCCGAGGCUUGGCGUCGCCCUUCGCCACUGCCUUUGACACUGAAGAGCUGCCCAAGAUCUUCUCGACCGCGCGGGCAGAGGAUGUGGCGGCCUUCGCUGCACAGGCACCUUUGCCUCCGAUCGGCCGCCCCGGGUACGUCCCGCUGCCCAUGCGCGUGGUCAAUGCGGAAGAUUCCUACUCCUUUGCUCGGGCGGUGCAAGGGCAUGCCAAGCGGUUGAACUUGGGGGCUGGCAAUCCGAUCGUUUCGACGGGACGGUGAGCAGAGUCGCUGAAGCGCACAUGCGGUUGCUGGCAUGUGGCCGGUGGCUGCAGGUGGCUGAAGAUGGCC